Molecule: messenger RNA, 1052 nt
Organism: Chlamydomonas reinhardtii
Lineage: Eukaryota; Viridiplantae; Chlorophyta; Chlorophyceae; Chlamydomonadales; Chlamydomonadaceae
Exons: 7
Coding region: 125-793 (222 amino acids)
Source: RefSeq, a predicted model, not a curated record
GUCCUCUUUGUCGGGCCUCCAGCGCCGUGAAGUAAUGCUCGCCGCAACACACACCUGCUCCAGCGAACUAUAACCAAUUUCAUCUGUAACACACUCGAGACACAGUUGAGAGGACGAAGCCAGUAUGCUGAGCGCUGCUCGCUCCACGGCUCGGGCACUGGCCGGCGCGGCUCGUGGCCACGCCGCCUGCUCCGCCUCCGGCCCCAUCCCAAAACCCAUCACAACCAUCACCAGCACGCGGCGCCGGCUGCUGUCCAGCCAGGCUGGGUGCUACAGCCGCGCCCACGCCCGCGGCUCCGCCGGCGCCUCCCUCGCCCCCGUGCCCACGCGGCGGCUGACGGUGGCGGCGGCGACGCACUCGCAUGAGGAGUUGGAGGCGGUGGCGCGGGAGCGGUUCGGCAGGGGCUAUGAGCAGCUGAGCACUGAGGAGAAGAAGUCAGUGGGAGGGGUUAUUGGCGGCCGCGUCAGGAAGGAGCAGCUGGGCCACGAGGGAUACCAGGAGCUGGGGCACAAGGGCGGUGAGGCGCGCAAGGAGCAGCUGGGGCACGAAGGCUACCAGGAGAUGGGACACAAGGGCGGUGAGGCGCGCAAGGAGCAGCUGGGGCACGAAGGUUACCAGGAGAUGGGACACAAGGGCGGUGAGGCGCGCAAGGAGCAGCUGGGCCACGAAGGAUACCAGGAGAUGGGGCACAAGGGCGGUGAGGCGCGCAAGGAGCAGCUGGGCCACGAAGGAUACCAGGAUAUGGGACACAAAGGCGGCGAGGCGCGCAAGCACAACCCGGAGGACAAGUAGACGGGUGGGCCAGGGACGCGCACGCAGUUACCGCAGGAGGAAUGCCAUGCGCAUGUUGUCUUACUUGUUUACCAAGAUGCACCAAAAUCUUGGGUGGGACGCUGGUCGGAGACGAGACGUGUGCCCAUUGACGGUUGCCCCAGCUACUGGAUUCCAAUGUGUCGAUUGUGUCGCGUACUAGCAGCGUCGUGCGCAGAAGACUGGGAGGUUGCUCUCAGGUGUUGGCAAGGAAAAUGCAGGGCCCGUAAAAAUGUACGGC